Molecule: messenger RNA, 2037 nt
Organism: Orycteropus afer afer
Lineage: Eukaryota; Metazoa; Chordata; Mammalia; Tubulidentata; Orycteropodidae
Source: RefSeq, a predicted model, not a curated record
GCAGGCAGGCGGGCGCGCGGCGGCUCCCGCUCCAGCGGGUCCCGGGCUCUGUUCAUUCAUGAUUGGUACUCGGGCCCCGGGAGAGCCAGCGAGAGCGGCGGGAGCCGAGCCAAGCGGGCGGCAGAACGGGCGGGCGGAGCGCUGCUCCCGCACCGUGCCGCGCCGGUUCCGGAGCCUCGGCCGGGCGGGCGCGCCGGCCCCGGGUCCAGCGCCAGGCAGGCUUCGGGCACCGUGCUCGGUCCCUUGCGAGGGAAGCGGCAGGGCCCUUCCCCGCGCUGGGCAGCGGUUCCCAAGACUCCCCAGGAGCAGUGGCCCUGUGAACCAGUGCAUGUGCGGGGCUGAAGAGGAAGAGCAAACCUCCGGUUCCCAGCCCCACGCUCGCUGAAUACCAAGCUGCAAGAGAGCUGCCUCCCGCCGUGGGCUUUUUUUUUGCUCUUCCAAUUCGAAGUAGACAAUCCACACUGAUAUCUUUCCAGGGAAGGGGAGGGGCAGGGCUCGGGGUCCCAAGUCGCAAACAAGUAUUCGCAGCCAUGGGGGCCGUCAUGGGCACCUUCUCAUCUCUGCAAACCAAACAAAGGCGACCCUCUAAAGACAUCGCCUGGUGGUAUUACCAGUAUCAGAGAGAUAAGAUUGAAGAUGAGUUGGAGAUGACCAUGGUUUGCCAUCGGCCUGAGGGACUGGAACAGCUUGAGGCCCAGACCAACUUCACCAAGAGGGAGCUACAAGUCCUUUAUCGAGGCUUCAAAAAUGAAUGUCCUAGCGGUGUGGUCAAUGAAGAAACAUUCAAACAGAUCUAUGCUCAAUUUUUCCCUCAUGGAGAUGCCAGCACGUAUGCCCAUUACCUCUUCAAUGCCUUCGACACCACCCAGACAGGCUCUGUGAAAUUUGAGGACUUUGUGACUGCUCUGUCGAUCCUACUGCGAGGAACUGUCCAUGAGAAGCUCAGGUGGACAUUUAAUUUGUAUGACAUCAAUAAAGACGGAUACAUAAAUAAAGAGGAGAUGAUGGACAUUGUCAAAGCCAUCUAUGAUAUGAUGGGGAAAUACACAUAUCCCGUGCUCAAAGAGGACACCCCAAGGCAGCACGUGGACGUCUUCUUCCAGAAAAUGGACAAAAAUAAAGAUGGCAUCGUGACUUUAGAUGAAUUUCUUGAAUCUUGUCAGGAGGAUGACAAUAUCAUGAGGUCCCUCCAGCUGUUCCAAAAUGUCAUGUAAUUGGAGACAAUCAGCCAUCCAGCUCUCAGAGACAAUGUACUAAACAACCACUUUAACACGUUGAUCUGCCCUUGUUCUGACUUUACACACUGACUUUUGGGACAGAAACACCUUUUAAACACUUUGAAAGCAUUCUCUGCUGAAGACUUUCUAUGGAACCCAGAAUUGCCUGGCUCAGUCUCUGAUUGCCAAUCUUUCCUCCUUCUUCAUGAGAGAUACAGGAUGAAACUUGAGUUUGUUUUGGAAGCAUGCUCAUCUCUUCACAGUGCUGCCCUAUGGAAGGUCCCUCUGCUUGAGCUUAAACAGUAGUGCACGAUGUUUCACUUGUGUGCCUCCAGCCCACUGCCUCCAUGUCCAGAAGACCUCAAUGUGUCUGGAAGCAAGAAGAUCUGAAGCAAAUGCACAUCACCCUCUGAUGGCCUCCCAAACCAAUGUGCCUGUUUCCUCUUCCUUUAAUGGGAAGAAUGAACAUUCUAUAGAACAAUUAGAGCCAACCAUGGUUAGAUCGGGAGAGCCAGUACCUAACACAAGCAGGAUAAGAAUGAUUUAUUAAGCACGACAUUAUCUGAUGCCCCAAACUUCCCACAUCCUUUGUUUCCAGAUGAAAGGGCCAAAAUGCUCUCUCUCACACUAGCAUCUGCGCUGUUAGCACAAGUCCCUCAAUAUGCCCAAGAAGGAAGUCAUUUCCCAGUGGUUCAUACCUCCACCCCAUCCCCUGCUAGAGUCCAGCACUGCAUGUCCUUCCCAGAAAGCCCAGAAUGCCUGCAAAUUGCUGUAAUUUUAUCCAUGUUCUAAUCAAUAAACAGAACUAUUUCUUAUACUC